Messenger RNA from Lodderomyces theae, 1788 nucleotides. RefSeq names its product cyclin-dependent serine/threonine protein kinase (gene SSN3). The record is from RefSeq and is a predicted model, not a curated record. The coding region runs from base 1 to 1788 and encodes 595 amino acids. Gene Ontology annotation, biological process: protein phosphorylation. Gene Ontology annotation, cellular component: nucleus; mediator complex. Lineage: Eukaryota; Fungi; Ascomycota; Pichiomycetes; Serinales; Debaryomycetaceae. The transcript has a single exon. Gene Ontology annotation, molecular function: cyclin-dependent protein serine/threonine kinase activity; RNA polymerase II CTD heptapeptide repeat kinase activity; ATP binding.
AUGAAAAGAACUUCGGCAAACUCAGUGCAGAAAUCCAGCGAGGGACAAGCAUUUCGUGAUCAACCUCAACAACGACCAAAUCAAUCUCAGCAUUUGCAUCUGACAUCGCAUUAUCCACAGCAUGCCGUGGGACAGACAUUUUCCCAGUCACUAACCAACACAUUGCCUGUAAAUAACCCAUUUGCAGUUCCACCAUCGCAUCCUAAUAGCACAACUAAUUACGCUUCUCAUCAACUGACUCAGCAACUUCCAAGUGUUUCUCAACCUGCACUAAUGGCCCCUAAUUCAAUAUUGACACUAGGGCCAUUCAAGCAUCGAAAGGACCUCACUCGAGACUCGGUUCUUUCGACUUAUCAGAUCAUCGGCUAUAUUGCUGCAGGAACGUACGGUAAAGUGUACAAGGCAAAACUUCGAACAACGAAUGUGAAUGCAAAAGAUGGUCAAGAAAGGGGGAAUAGAAUUACCGGGAGUAGUCUACUGGGUGAUUCAAUCAGAGGCGGUGGUGGUAGUGGUGGUGGUAGUGGUGGUGGUGGUGGUGGCGGACCCGGAGAUAGCGAUCGCAUCACACAAGUUCAUGAAAUAGAAUCAAAGGGCGGUUCUGUACCGCUUGAUGAAAAAAGCGGUAGAGAAAUUGCAUCUCCCUCAAUACAAUACUAUGCCAUUAAAAAGUUUAAAAGUGACAACCAUCAAAGUUCGACAAGCAAAAACAAUGCAGCUGGCAACGGAGGCAAAAAUUAUAAUCGUGAAAUUGCCCAUGAGGCUGCUCAAUACACUGGAAUCAGUCAAAGUGCCAUUCGAGAGAUGUCACUAUGUCGAGAAUUAAACAACAAGAAUAUAACCAAACUUGCCGAUAUCAUAUUGGAAAACAAAAGUAUCUAUAUGAUUUUUGAGUUUUGUGAGCAUGAUUUACUACAAAUUAUCCAUUAUCAUUCGCAUCCGGAAUUGAAGCCCAUCCCACUACCUACUAUAAAAUCACUAACAUGGCAAAUUCUCAAUGGGGUUACUUUUUUGCACAAGAAUUGGAUUUUCCAUCGAGAUUUGAAGCCAGCGAAUAUCAUGGUCACCUCCAAUGGCUGUGUCAAGAUUGGGGACUUGGGAUUGGCUCGUAAAUUCAACAACCCAUUACAGAGUUUUUAUAGUGGUGACAAGGUUGUGGUUACGAUCUGGUAUCGAGCUCCCGAGUUGUUGCUUGGUACAAGACAUUAUACUCCAGCAAUUGAUCUUUGGGCGGUUGGAUGUAUACUAGCGGAGUUGUUGUCGUUGCGGCCAAUAUUCAAAGGAGAAGAAGCCAAGAUUGACAUAAAUAAUAAGAAACUGGUUCCCUUCCAACGCAACCAAUUUCAAAAGAUUAUUGAAGUUAUGGGAACGCCAAACUUGAAAAAUUGGCCAAGUUUGAACAAGUAUCCUGAAUUUGUUUCAUUUACGCAGCAAAUUACACAAACUUACUCAUCGAAUCUUUCACAAUGGUACAAGAUGAUUGGUGGUGAGAAUAAGCAAUGCUUGGAGUUGUUGUAUGGGUUGUUAAAGUAUGAUCCCGAAGUAAGGUUAACAGCUGAUCAAGCAUUGGUGCAUAAUUUCUUUUUGGAGUUGCCCAAAGUCACUGAAAACGCAUUUGAAGGGUUGAACUUGAAGUAUCCGAAUCGCAAGAUAUAUAUGGAUGAUAACGACAUUGGUCAAAAUGGGGGCAACAUGAAUAACAACACUAAUAACAAUAACAAUAGUAAUGCAGCAGGGUUUAAACGCAAUCUCGGGCUUGAAGAUGGGGGAAGCAAGAGGAAGAGAGUAUAG